Molecule: messenger RNA, 3242 nt
Organism: Amoebophrya sp. A120
Lineage: Eukaryota; Dinophyceae; Syndiniales; Amoebophryaceae
Source: the annotation of a GenBank genome assembly
AGUUUUUCCCCCACACGAUUGCACUUACGCUGUUCUUCUUCCCCCUUUACCUCUCAUUUUCUAUAACUCAGCCCCACCUUAUCACGAAAGUUACGAGAUAAUCAAAUUUUUCCCCUUUACAAUUACCGUUGAAUACAGCAAGAAAGCCUUCUAGCCAAAAUGGACGUAAAGGCGUUCAAUGCCGCGUUCAAGAAGCUCCAAGAGCUAGAGUCGCCCACCCGCACGGCCGAGGCGGACAAGUUCUUGAAAAAACUGGACUACUUUUACUUCCCCAGCUUGACCGUCUGGUCGCACUGGGACUACGCGCGAACUGUGAAACUGCACCAGCCGUUUGACCUGGCCCGAACCGUGGAUUGCGAGCAGCCGAUCCCGGACGUGGACGUGGAUACGCUGUUGCAAGGGAAUAACGAGCUGAAGCACGGCAUCAUCCGCCGCGAUUCUUUACCCGUGGGUCUGGGGGGUUUGCACGACAAAAAGUCCGCGCCGAAGGUCUCUUUCGCCGGGGACAAGAAGUCGGAGAAGCUGUACGAGGGCCAGAACACGCUGUUGACGCCCGCAAACCUGCAGAAGCUCAAGUCUUGUCCGGGCGUCCCGCAUUUCUUCCCGCAGGUGAUCAAGUACAGCCACGCCCAGGAUCAGGAGAACGCGAAGCAGCAAAAGAAACUGCUGGAGCGGCGUAACACGGCCAGGGGGUUGGGCGUCAGCAGUCGAUCGUCGAAGAGCGACCUGGACGCGAAGGAACUCCACAGCUCUCCCAGCUCCGGGGGGAAGGAGGAGAAGGACGUGAAGAAAUCGUCGUCCGCGCUCCUGAAUAAGUCCACGGACGACGAGAAUGAGGAUGAAGACGAGAAAAAGAAGCUGAAACUCCCGCCACUGCAGCUCGGGCCGCACAUCUCGCCCUACGGAAUGACGGCCGUGAAUAUCACUUGCCCGCGGACGAUCAAUCGGGUGGAAAACAAAGGCCAGUUCGCGGAGGAGAUGCAGCACAGGAGGGACUUGGUCGACAACUACUACGACGAGCACUUGAAAUACCUGUAUUUGAUAAAACGCACGCCCGUGACGCAGAAAAUGAAGAAUCUGCUGCUGAAAAAACCCGACCGGAUAACGCGCGCCAUGGAAAUCAUCGACGAAUUUGCCCGACUGCGGGAAGUUUCGCGGCAACACACAAAUUUGACGAAGUUCUUCGCUUGCUACCGGUCGUCCACGGAAUUGGUCAUCAUUUCCGCGUUUGAACCAGCCCGUGAUUUGCAAACCUGGAUAAAGUUGCACCGACGGGGGAUCAAGGAGCACAUCGUGCCCAGAUUAGAGUGGGCGGACAUCAGCUACUGGGUGGCGCAGGUGACGCACGCGAUUGCGUACUUGCAUUACAACGAUUUGAUCCACAGAAACGUCAAACCCUCCAACGUCUUCCUCGAGCCGCUCGGCCCGUCGGCGAUCCAGGGCGGCCCGCACUUCGACGUGUGCAAAUUUUACAAGUUGAAGCUGGGCGACUGGGGCAGCGCGCUGUUCCGGUACUACGGGGACAGUAUCAAGGAGGACGAUAUUCUCUCCUGGCCGCCAGAAGUGAUCGUAGGCGACGCAGUGACGAGCAAGUCCGACCUGUGGGGCAUCGGCAACAUUCUCUGGCAAUUAUGCACAUUGAAGCCGCCGUUCAGCUACCCGAAGAACGCGACGGAUGUGGACAAACGGAUCGCGUACGUGGAAAAAGUUGUCACUUUUGGCACGGACGUCCCCGAUUUGACCAGAUUCGGCGAGGAGAAGUUCCCGAAGAGGUACGUGAAGGCGUUCCCCUUGCUCCGCCUGCUGUUCGCGAAGGAGCCGAAGGCCAGGCCGACGUGCGGGGAUUUGCUCGCCUGUCCGGACAGCUCACUGCGGUUCUCGGCGCAGAGUGUGGAAGACCACAUGUCGUGGACGAAAUAUCAUCCGACGCUGUUGACGCCGAGCGUGUCCCGACCGGUAAAAUUCAUGCCGGACGGCGAGCCGCCGAAGUACACGGACGACCCGCUGCCGCCGCAACCGUGGCACGUGUUGCCGCCGACCUUGUGUGAGGCGUUGUCCAUCGCAUCGUUCCAACAGCGGAAAAAGAAACUCCUCGCGAAAGCGCGGUUCUUCGCGAAGACGAAGCUCAUGCUGCGGCAGAACUUCGGACAGACCGCGGGGAAUGUGGAGGACGACGAUGAGGACGGUGAGAAGAAGAAGGAUCCCAGUGGAACAAUCACGGAAAAACCGUCCAAGGACGUCGUCGUCAGCUACAAAACGCCAGAUCCGGAAACCAUGAUCCGUACUGAUUUUUUUGAUUUUGCGUAUAGUGUUUUUGUUGUGUUGUGUUUUCUUCAGUCUAGCUGCACGCCAAAAGAAAAUCUGCUGACUCUCAUCUUGACAAAAACUUCAAUUAUCAGGCAACGGCGGCGAUCGGUACUUCGGGCGUGUGGAGCGUUUGAAGGCAAAAGCGACGCUCGGCCGCGUCGGCCUCAAGGGGUUGUCGAAGAAGAAGCACCGGCCAAGAGCGAAAAAUAUGUUCGAUAAUGCGGCCGCGAAACUGCUGAAGAAGCCUAUCUUGAGGACCUUUUUAGAAGUGCACGAGGACGAAAUGUCGCCCUCACCCAGUCCGCGGAUAAAAUCUGGUGGGAACUUCGAGUCCCCAAGAGAGGCACUGUUGCGGGAAAAGCACGCGCUCAGCAACGCCAGUAGCCCGUUGAGCUCGGCAAGGGGGAAAAGUCCGAGAAGUGGAUUGGCAAAUAAAAGUGUUUCGAAAGAGGCGGCAGGGAGUGCCAGUCCUGCGGCACCAGCAGAGGACCGACUGCAGACGACGCCUGUGGAUAUCGCACCGGGCGGUCCCGGGGAAAAGCCAGCACCUCUCAAGCUCGAUGCAGAGCUGCUCACAUGAAUAGGUGGCGUCUUACACUAGAUUUUGAUUUUUUUAUACGUACAGUAGCUACAACAUUGUUUAUCGCUGGUGCAGAGUUUACGUUGAAUUUCCUCUGCAGUGCAAUUUAUUUUCAAUCGCGAUUUUGUUGUCUAGGCGGACCCCGCUUCAGGCAUGUUCUUGCCCGUUUUCUAAAGACCGUUGUUGCAGCAAGUGAAAUUUUACACCCCCACCGUCCUGCAACGUAUGUUUUACAAAAAUUAAUCCCCUCUCGCUCUCGCUUCUUCCCAAGUUUUGACGACUAUUUGAAGUUCCACCGCAUGAUAAGUCAACGAAUGUUUAUGUUUGAUUCAUUCUGAAGGUUGAAGUACUCCCC